Vanessa tameamea is the source of this 1056-nucleotide messenger RNA. Its product is annotated as troponin C-like. The record is from RefSeq and is a predicted model, not a curated record. The coding region runs from base 97 to 552 and encodes 151 amino acids. Gene Ontology annotation, cellular component: myosin II complex. Gene Ontology annotation, molecular function: calcium ion binding. The transcript is spliced from 6 exons. NCBI's taxonomy places the organism in Eukaryota, Metazoa, Arthropoda, Insecta, Lepidoptera, Nymphalidae.
UUUCCUUCGUGCAUUAUAAUCGCCAGUUGGUUCCAGCGCGCGUCGAUAUUCCCGCGUUUUCUUGGCUCAAAGAAUUAACUCGAAUUUAAAAAAAAAAUGAAUAAUCAACUUGACGAUGAACAAAUAACAAUGUUGCGACGCGCCUUCAGCAUGUUUGAUUCGAGCAAGCAAGGUCGCAUUGAGAAGGAAAAAGUUAGAACAAUUUUGAACACGAUGGUCCACAGCUUCGAUGAUAACGAUUUGGAUCAGAUGCUGGACAAUGAAGAUGUAGAUGGUUCAGGGAAGCUGAACUUCGAUUCGUUUGUUCGAGUCGCGACACACUUCCUCGAUGAAGACGACGAGGCUUUGCAGAAGGAACUUAAAGAAGCUUUUAGACUUUAUGACAAAGAAGGCAACGGUUACAUCCCGACUUCUAGUCUAAGGGAGAUACUCGCUGCAUUAGACGACCAGCUGACGCCGGACCAACUCAACGAAAUGAUUGCGGAAAUAGAUACCGACGCUUCGGGAACUGUUGAUUUUGAUGAAUUUAUGGAGAUGAUGACUGGGGACUAGUGUGUGAGUUCCUAAGGUGUGGAUAUCCGUUAUCGAGAAUACUUAAAAAAAUAUAUGUUCAUUUACAUCAUUUUAUAAAUUUUCCUCAUCGUUUCACAAUUUUUUAAAAACAUUGAGAAAUAAUAAAAAUAAAUAAGCAAAAUUUAGCCAUCUAUCAAAGGUAUAUUUUCUGUUUUUAAUAUAUUGAAUAUGACAACUCCAAGGUAACCUUCGCCUUGUUUUUGCAAUAUAUUUUAUAGAAUACUUUGUAAAUAACUAUUGUAAUCGAUGCGAGAUAUAAUCACUCAAUCGCCUAAAAAUCAGUGCGGGGCAGUGCUAACAGACUUGUGAAACAUUCCCCGCAAACACAGAGCACAGGGCACACAUCCGCGCGGGGCAUAUUCAUUCCAAUCGGUAACACCCAAACGAAUCAAAUCAAAGACGUAUAUCUACCGAUUAAUAAUUUUUUCUCCAUAAAAUUGUGUUCUAGUCAAUCCAAAUAAUUAAUGUAAUUUAAUAUCAAUA